AAAAAAAAAGAAGAAAACGUGUCACUUUAACGAGCCGUGCUGCUGACUAGUGGCUUUCCCUCCGUCAUAUAUAAAGCGGGCGCCCCCGCCUUUUACCGCAGUCCCCAAAAUGAGUUUCGCGGUGGAGAGCCACUUUUUCGGGCCGAGCGGACUCCGCAAGGCUCGGCCCGCCUCGGUGUCGUCCGGCGGCUUCCACUCCCAGCGCCGCCGCCUCGCCUCCAGCCAGCCCUCCUCCGGGGACAGCCUGGACACUCUCAGCGGGAGCGAGAAGGAGAUCCUGCGGGCGCUCAACGACCGCUUCGCCGGCUACAUCGACAAGGUGCGCAGCCUGGAGAUGCGCAACCGCGACCUGGAGGCGGAGGCGGCGGCCCUGCGGCAGCGCCAGAGCGGGCGUGCGUCGCUGGGGGACCGCUACGAGCGGGAGCUGGAGGACCUCCGCGGGAUGGUGCGCCGGCUUAGCCGCGACAAGGGUCACGCGGCCGUGGAGUACGAACGCCUGGAGGAGGACAUCCAGCGGCUGCGGGCCCGCCUGGAAGAGGAAGCUCGCGGCCGGGAGGAGCUGGACGCGGCCGCGCGGGCUCUGAAGAAGUACGUGGACGAGUGCCAGCUGGGCCGAACGGACCUGGACAGGAAAGUCGGCGCCCUGGACGACGAGGUCGCCUUCCUCAAGAAGAACCACCAGGAGGAAGUGGACGAGCUGCUCGCGCAGAUUCAGGGCGCGCAGAUGACUUUUGACCUGCGUGACUCGUCCAAAGUGGACGUCACCGGAGCCUUGCGGGAGAUCCGCGCACAGCUGGACCGCCACACCACCAAGAGCGCCAUGCAAGCAGAGGACUGGUUCAAAGUGCGCAUGGAGCGUCUCGCCGAGGCAGCCAGGUCCAACCAAGACGCCAUCCGCGGGACCCAGGAGGAAAUCGUGGAAUACCGCCGUCAGCUCCAGAGUCGCACCAUCGAGCUGGAGACUCUCCGAGGAACCAAGGAGUCCCUGGAGAGGCAGUGCGUGGAGGGCGAAGACAGGCACCAGGAUGACCUCGACUCGCUCCAGGACACCAUCAGUCAUCUGGACUCAGAGCUGAAGAACACCAAAUGGGAGAUGGCCAGCCAGCUGAAGGACUAUCAGGAACUACUGAACGUGAAGAUGGCUCUAGAUAUUGAAAUAGCCGCCUACAGAAAGCUACUGGAGGGAGAAGAGAGCCGCCUCGUGUCAGGAAGUCCAUAUUCCUUCUUGGAAAACAGGAUUUCGGCACAUCUGAAAGUCAAGGAAGACAAAGUGAUUGUGGAAGAGCAGACAGACGAGACCCAGGUCACGGAGGUGACAGAGGAGGCCGAGGAGGAGCAACAGGGUGAGGAGUCGAAAGAAGAGGAAGGCGAAAAGGAAGAAGAGGAGGAUGACAAAAGAGAGGAUGCGGACAAGCCAAAGGAGAAGCCAGAACCGCCAGAGAGAGUUGUGAAUUCUCCUCGGGCUAAAUCUCCCCCGAAAUCACCAGAGAAAGCUUCCAAUUCUCCCCAGCCAAAAUCACCAGAGUCCAAAUCGCCACCGGCCAAAUCCCAAACGCCCAAAUCCCCUGCACGCUCGCCGAAAUCCAAAUCCCCUCCAAGCAAGUCCCCAAAGUCAAAAUCUCCUCCUCCCAGGACACCUGAACCGGCAGAGGAGGAAGUCAAGCCGGCGCCGGCUCCCAAAGACGACGCCAAGGGCGAGAAAAAGGCCGAGCCUCAGCCUGCUAAAGACGAAAAGAAGGAUCCGUCGGCUAAAGAAGAUAAGGUGGAACAACCAGUGAAGGAGAAGAACAAGGAGGAAGAAGCAGAGAAUAAAAAGGAGGAUGACAAACCUGAAGAAAAGAAAGAAAAGCAAGCGUCCGACGUGCCAAAGAAGGGGGAAACUCCAAAAGCUCCAAAGCCUGCUGAGAACAACGCAACGGCCUCCGAAGCCAAAGAGGAGGCUUCUACCCUGGCCGAGGAGCCCUCCGCUCCUAAACUGGCGAAGGCGGAGCCAGAGAAAACCGAGAAGAAGCAGGAAGAGAAACCUGCGCCGAAGUCUGAACCCGUGAAACCGGUAGAGACCAGUAAAGGAGCUGAAAACGACGGGAAGCCGGAGAAAGUGGAGAAGUCUCCUGGCGCCGAGUCCAAAGACACAAAGGAAGAGAAGGCCAAGAAGUGACGCAAGGGUGGACUUUACGGAUGAGAGCGGCAAGGAUGCAAAAGCAUAAGAAAGUUUUUUUUUUUGUUUUUAAUUUUGACUGUCCUGCACCUUACGUACGCACCGUACACGCCAAUAAUGUAUGUAGGCGACACUCCUUAUCACGCACUUUAAGUGAAUGUGGCAGCUGCCAUUGGACAAAACAAGUGCGUCGACGUUGUACUUGCGCAGAUGCCAAGCUGAACAUAUUCACCACACAUAAUACAGGGAUGAGAAUGACCAAUUUGGAAAAACACUCAAAAUGUCCGCCUUCGGGGGGAGUUCAAAGGGGGGGUGCGUCCCCCCUAGGGCGCAAAAUCUUUUAAAUGGUGACCUCUGGUUACGUCUAACAGUGUAAAUACAGGGCAAUCAUAAUAUUUUCAAAACUUAAAAUAUGAAUCCAACCAACCAAUAUAAUAUUGCCAAAACUUCAGACAUAAAAAUGUGGACUGAGUGAAAUUUAUAUCAAAUAGGCUACUGCUCUUACUAGUUGUACUUCAGAAAUAAGUACACGAGUAAUUUGUUGAUAUAUAUUUAUGAAAUAUGAAAGUGAGCGAUAAAAUGCGUGAUCUACAGGGCCAGUGCCACAGUUAGGCCUAAUCGUAUUAACAGUUGUCAAUUAUAUAAUAUUUGAGAAAUUUACGUCCAACUUACCUUUGUGUUUCCUCGUGUGGUUAUUUUUUGCUCAUCGGCUUCCAUAAUUGAUCAUAUCGGAAUGCAGAAUGCGUAGCACUCUUCCGGGAACGUCCAUUUUUUGUACGUGUUCGGUCAGACAUGUUGAUCCAGUUUUCGUUCCUAUCCGCACGGUUACACUUUUUUUACCCCGUGAUUUUUAUCAUUUUCCCUGGCACAAUCUUCAUCUUUCCGCGACAAGACUUUCGCCAUAGUGGCAAACGUGCGGACCGCUCGAUAACAUAUGCAUACGUAUGUCUAUAAGUUAUAACUACACCGUAGUAAACAGAACGCUUCUCAAUGAAAUGUUAACAUCGGAGUGAAAAUGCCGACGAAAUACCGCCAAAAAUGGUUGUUGUUAUUAUAAACACCAAAUUCAAUGCAAACUGAUAGAAAUGCCCUGUUCCGCUGAAACUCUUUACGGAUUUACACGUAUCACAAAAAUGACAGAUGAAAAAUUCUCAUCCCUGUAUAAUAUAUUUAAAUAUAUACAAAUAUCUAUGGUAUAUUUAUAUUAGUAAUUAGUAAGACAGACCAGUUCGCUUGCUGUGCACUUUGUUUCUCCUCACAGGUGUGAUGUCUCACUCCUCCGGCCUGCGAUGCUCUUGACAAUAUCGACUGUGAUCUGUAAUAAUCUGCUAAACUGAACAAUCUGCAGCACAUGACAAAAAUAAAGAACGGGCGACACCAUUUUGUGGCAAUCCAUCCAUCGCGGGCAUUUGGUGACGCUUCAUCCGAGCCAAUGUCAAGUCCGAAAGGUAUACGUUGUAUGCUGCAAGACUUGUCUGCAUUGCAGGGGAAGGAGAAAGGGUGGAGACGCUGCACGCGUCCUCACGUCCCGCAAACCGCGGUCAUGUAUAAAUGAGGAGCAGUGCGGCAUACUAGCACGAGUCAAUUUCAUAUUUAGUUGCAGAUUUCCAUCACAUCAUUGACACACACGGCAACAACCGCAAUGGCGCACACGUCGCUAAGAAUCGGCCAAUAACGGGAAAUCAACUUAGUCGCUCAAGUUAAAUCCAUCCAUCUAUCUUCUUUGCCGCUUAUCCUCACGAGAGGCGCCGGGAGUACUGGAGCCUAUCCCAGUUAUCGACGGGCAGGAGGCGGGGUACACCCUGAACUGGUGGACAGCCAAUCGCAGGGCACAUAGUUGGACUCACAAUCACACUUGGGGCAAUUAAGAGUCCAAUUAAUGUUGCAUGUUUUUGGGAUGUGGGAGGAAACCAGAGUGCCCGGAGGAAACCCACGCAGGCACAGGGAGAACAAGGCAGGUCCGGGAUUGAACCCAGGACCUCAGAACUGUGAGGCCAACGCUUUACCAGCUGAUCCACCGUGCCGCCUCAAGUCUCAAUAAAGCUGGGGUGUCCAUUUAUGGAUCUGCUAUUGGCACCGGUGCAAUUGACUGACAUUGAAACAACGUGUCUCUCUUGUAUGCACG
Molecule: messenger RNA, 4283 nt
Organism: Syngnathoides biaculeatus (alligator pipefish)
Lineage: Eukaryota; Metazoa; Chordata; Actinopteri; Syngnathiformes; Syngnathidae
Product: neurofilament medium polypeptide-like
Exons: 5
Coding region: 110-2158 (682 amino acids)
Biological process (GO): neurofilament bundle assembly
Cellular component (GO): intermediate filament; cytoplasm; postsynaptic intermediate filament cytoskeleton
Molecular function (GO): structural constituent of cytoskeleton
Source: RefSeq, a predicted model, not a curated record